Molecule: messenger RNA, 696 nt
Organism: Parathielavia appendiculata
Lineage: Eukaryota; Fungi; Ascomycota; Sordariomycetes; Sordariales; Chaetomiaceae
Exons: 4
Coding region: 1-696 (231 amino acids)
Source: RefSeq, a predicted model, not a curated record
AUGGCACCGAAAAAGCAGCUCCCAAAGCCCGGACGCAGCGAGUACCAGCUCAAGUUCCUUCAGAAGAACCCAAUCAUUGGCAGUGCCGUACACAGCCUCCUCGACCUCCAGUCGCGCCACUAUGCCCUGAACAAGCGAUACCAGGACGAGAUGUGGCGGUUGGAGCAACAAACACUUCGCCCGCUGCCACAGCCUCUUCCAAGAGCGCCAAACAUGACCAGCGGAACGAACAAGCCUGCCGCCGUGCUGUACUUUGCCGUGGCCGUGCAGCGACGGCCCGCAAAUCAAGGGCCGCUGUCCAGCGGGAUUCCCCAUUUCUGGCUCCGCGCAAUGAAGAAUGAACCCGACCGUGGCCGAGGGUGCCCAGGCGUUCAGGAUCCGUUCGACGUCGAGGAGAGCCCCUUCAUCAGCAACGCGACACUGGCAAAGGAGUUCGUCUACGACCGCGAGCCACCCGAGGACGACAACUACGGCACACUGCUGUACAGCAAGGCGCCCGGUGCCGUGAAUGCUACUGGGGAACUCGAGUACGAGUCCUUCUUCGACUUCUUUGACUCGACUUCCUACGAGGACGACGAGGGCAACGACGACAGCGACGCUGGCACCAGCGGCAACAACGAAGAUGCGCGCUUCCAGCGCGGUAGGCGCCGGCCUCGCAAGAGCGGGUACGAUGAAGGAUCGGAUGAUGAUAGUUAG